ACCGCCGCAGCCUUCGGAGCUCUGGCUCCGCAGACUGGAGCUUUGGAGCUGCUCCUGGAGGGACGAGGCCCCUCCUGAGCUAGGCACAGCUGCAGACAGCUAGGAAAAUUUCUGAGGGAAGAUGAAUUUAGCAGAGAUUUGUGAUAAUGCCAAAAAAGGAAGAGAAUAUGCCCUCCUUGGGAAUUAUGACUCUUCGAUGGUGUAUUACCAAGGUGUCAUCCAGCAGAUCCAGAGACAUUGUCAGUCCAUCCGGGAUCCUGCAAUUAAGGGCAAAUGGCAACAGGUCCGACAAGAACUAGUUGAAGAGUAUGAGCAAGUUAAGAGCAUUGUCAGCACCUUAGAGAGUUUUAAAAUGGAGAGACCUGCCGAUAUCCCUGUGUCCUGUCAAGAUGAGCCUUUCCGAGAUCCUGCUGUUUGGCCCCCUCCUGUUCCAGCUGAACACAGGGCUCCACCUCAGAUAAAACGUCCCAACCGAGAGGUGAAACCUUUGAGGAAGGAGUCCCCAGGGCUGCAGCCCCGCGGGCCCGCGGGCCGAGCGCACCCGGCGCCGCGAAGCGACAAGUCCGCAAGCAGCCGGGAAAGGGAAUCUAGAGCUAGAGGGAGAGAUGACAAGGGAAAGAAAAUAACACAGGAAGGUGCUGGUGAUGGGGAAAUUCCAAAAUUUGAUGGAGCAGGUUACGACAAAGACUUGGUCGAAGCUCUUGAAAGGGACAUUGUGUCAAGGAAUCCAAGCAUUCAUUGGGAUGACAUUGCAGAUUUGGAAGAAGCCAAGAAAUUAUUAAGAGAAGCUGUUGUUCUUCCAAUGUGGAUGCCUGAUUUUUUCAAAGGGAUCAGAAGACCUUGGAAGGGUGUGCUCAUGGUUGGUCCUCCUGGCACUGGCAAAACCAUGCUAGCAAAAGCUGUUGCUACUGAAUGUGGCACAACGUUCUUCAACGUGUCUUCCUCUACUCUGACAUCUAAGUACAGGGGAGAGUCUGAAAAGCUAGUCCGCCUCCUGUUUGAAAUGGCAAGAUUUUACGCUCCAACAACGAUCUUCAUUGAUGAGAUAGAUUCCAUCUGCAGCCGCAGAGGCACCUCGGACGAGCACGAGGCGAGUCGCAGAGUCAAGUCAGAGCUGCUUGUGCAGAUGGAUGGGGUGGGUGGUGCUCUGGAAAAUGAUGACCCUUCCAAAAUGGUGAUGGUGUUAGCAGCUACAAAUUUUCCCUGGGAUAUUGAUGAAGCUCUCCGAAGGAGACUGGAGAAGAGGAUUUAUAUCCCUCUGCCCACAGCAAAAGGGAGAGCAGAACUACUGAAGAUCAACCUUCGGGAAGUAGAGCUGGAUCCUGAUAUCAGCCUUGAAGAAAUUGCUGAGAAAAUUGAAGGCUAUUCUGGUGCUGACAUCACUAACGUUUGCAGGGAUGCCUCCUUGAUGGCCAUGAGGCGCCGCAUCAACGGUUUAGCCCCGGAAGAGAUCCGCGCCCUCUCCAAAGAGGAACUCCAGAUGCCGGUGACCAAGGGGGACUUUGAGCUGGCCCUGAAGAAAAUCUCCAAAUCGGUUUCUGCGGCAGACUUGGAGAAGUAUGAAAAAUGGAUGGCAGAGUUCGGGUCUGCUUAACCUCAGUGACAGCUCUCUCUUGCUGGACUUUUUAAUGGUUUUUGUUGUUUUCACUUGUAAAAUGAGUUGGAAAUCCUUUUAGAGGUUCAAGGAAAGGUCUGCCUCUUUUCCCCCUCCCCUUCUUCCACCCAUGUUCUGGUGACAAGAUCUCAUUUUAAGCCCCAUUCGCAUUUAAAGGGAAUGAACACAGUAACAAACAUAUUAUAAGUGAUAUUUAAUGUCUGAAGAGUUAAACUGGACAAACAGGAAGGGAAAAAAAUAUACUUUUGAGGAUAAUCUGUUACUUGUCUGGUGAAGAGGAGUGUUUCUUGUCUCCAGUAGGGAUCUUUCAUGGCUGAAAUCAAUAGAUCUGCCACGGGGCUGUGAGUACAGAGGCGCUAACAAGGGCUCCCUGUUCCCCCCGUCUUAAGAGCCGCAUCUCAGCGGAGCUGCUGACUCUGCCUGCCUUGAAUGUGGCAUCGAAAUUGCUGUUCUCUCCUGUGGGUCUCUUUGCUCCAGUGUUCAGAGCAAAGUGUGUGGAUAAAUUAGCAUUGCAGGAGGAAGGAAGGAUUGGCCUUCGUUAGGACGUGGGCUCAGCUCUGCUCUCUUGUGCACCCAGGGACACUGAUGUCCCUUUGGACUGGACUGGUGCUGCCUGUGGCUGUUCCUGUUGGAAACGAGAGGAAAAGCUAAAGGGCCUUGUGGGCUUUUAGUCCAGUUUAUGCCUGAGCUCUAAGCGUAGUUCAUCCCAUAGGCACUUUGACUUAAGUUACACCUUGCACUUUUAUGCUUGUGUAUCAUCCAACUAGACUUUGUGCUUUCUAGAUGUUAUUAUUAUUAUUUAAGUACCAGGAAUUUAAUAAAGUAAAAACACUAAUAUUAGGGCUGUCCUUAAAAGAGAUGGCUGUGGGCUUCCACUUCCAAUUAGGCAUGAACUCUUUCCUAACUGUCCUAGGCAAUGGAAUUUGCGUUUGUUUAUGUUGUAGAAGUGUUUACAUUUGUUUUUUUUUUAUGAAGGUUUCAUAAAAAUGUCUAAGUGUGUAACUCCUUUUUGGAAAAUGAUCUCUGUGACCUUGUUUCUGUUCUUACCUGCUUCUUCCCCUCCCAGCCCUAAGCAGAAGCUCAAGUGUGGGGCCGAGACGGGUCGGUGAAACCUAGGAGGGUGCGAGAGCCCUUCUGGGCCCCCGGCUGUGUCCCUGACAUGCAGGGGCUUCUCCUGCUAGGAAGGAGAACAAAAAGGCAGGUUUAUGGAGAAAUACCCACCCUCUGAAGCUGGCGGUGAUUUCCUGGGCAUCUUGGCGACGUGGAGGGGCCCUGCAGGGAUAUUCUGCCCUGGGGCUCUGUGGAGACCUCUGGUGACGGAGCCGCUGUGGCAGAGGGGCCUGGGACCCAGAUGUCUCUCACCAGGUAAGGUCUCCAGGUCCGUCCCCUGCUCCUGCACGGGGACAGGUCCUUCUGCUGCUCCUCUUUGCUAGUUCUUGGGGCUUGCACAUCACGUCAGUGGCUCGUCACGCCGAUCUGAGAACCUUUGGGGCGUGACACGUGUGAGCUGCUGAGGUAAACGCAGCUCUAGUGCGUCUUCCGUUCAGCUGUCAGGGUGUAAACGUGACAGCGUGCAGCGUCUGUCUGGAUGGGCUGCGUUUGGGAUUGUUUUCUGCCUGUCAGUAUUUUUAUUUUUUCUUUUUAUAUGAAGAACACAGCUUGGGUUGAUCCUGUCGCUUUGUAGGUUCUGCCCCAACACGCGUGGAGAAGCGUCAGGGAGAUUAAUAUCGUCAUGGAAAUUCUGUCAGUCUUUUCUCUGGCGUGAAGCUCAGCUGGGACGUGUUUCCAUGUGGCACUCCGGAAAAAUACCUGUGGGGCUUGGCUGUGACACAGCUGCUGUUGAUACUUUUCUGAAGAACAGAGUGUC
This is a messenger RNA of Nothoprocta perdicaria, 3482 nucleotides long. It is a transcript of the gene KATNAL1, whose product is annotated as katanin catalytic subunit A1 like 1. The transcript is spliced from 11 exons. The record is from RefSeq and is a predicted model, not a curated record. Gene Ontology annotation, cellular component: microtubule cytoskeleton; microtubule. Gene Ontology annotation, biological process: microtubule severing. Bases 122 to 1594 code for a protein of 490 amino acids. NCBI's taxonomy places the organism in Eukaryota, Metazoa, Chordata, Aves, Tinamiformes, Tinamidae. Gene Ontology annotation, molecular function: ATP hydrolysis activity; microtubule binding; microtubule severing ATPase activity.